CUACUAAGAAGCAUCGAUCCAUGGGGUCUGAGGAGUGGGUGAGCCGCCUGAAGGCAUUUGCCUCUUCUGGCACUUGGCCCUCCAGUGCAGGGAACAGGCCAUCUCCGAAACAGGCCAAGUGGCACAACCUCUACCAGAAGAUUGAGAAGUGUCCCAUGAUGCUGCGUGGGCAGACCUUAAUCUUAGGGAUAGCCCAGACAUGUACCUGUGGCUUUCACUCCCAGCAGUCUGUGAGAAGCCCUGCAGCUACCUCUGCCUCCACCUCUGCUGCGCCUGCACGGAGCCCUGGGAGGCCUGCAUUGACGCUGGCGAUGAUGAAUAUUUCCAUCACAUUAAAUACCAUGUCAUUCACCUGGUUAGCCAUGAUCAACUCAUCUCAGAUCUGUGUUUUGAGAACUCGUUUCGGUGGGACUUUGUCUGCUGCAGCCAAGCCGAAUGUCAAUGUGACCAGGAGGCCUGUUGAGCGUCCCUCCAGCCCUGCCACUGUCCCGGCUGAGAGAAGCACUCCAUCCGCUACCCCACCUCGAGUGACGCCCCCUUCCAGUCCCAGCUUCUACAGGCCUGUCUCCCCUUUCUCUCUGCCUCCAUCCAGCCCUGUCAUGUCGGCGGUGAGGACCAGCUCUUCCCCUCUGGUUGUAUCAGAUAUGAGUCCUGCUCCUCCAGGUCUCCUCCCUGCUCCUCUUGGUCUCCCCGCAGCUCCUCCUGGUCCCCUCCCUGCUCCUCCUGGUCCCCUCCCUGCUCCUCCUCUUACUGCUCCAGAUCAGUUCUGGCUGCCGGUGGAAAUGAGGAAGACCAUUCCCCAGCAGGACCAGCGCUGGAUUGCGUCCACGCUGUGGAGGAACCAGCGUCCGUGCGCGGACGUCCAGCUCUGGUAUGAGCCACCGGAUCCUGCCCUCAUUUAUAACCAGGUCCCGUCACCAGAUCGCUUUUUUAUGCACCGGCUCCUGGUGUGGAUGCCCUACCACCUGUGGAAGGUGAGGCUGUCCUGCCCCCAGUGCAAGGGGCAGCUCACCGGGGCCGGCAUCCACAAGAGGGCACGGAAGGUCCUGGACGUUGACAGGUACUACCUGAUGGUGACGGAGACCCUCAGGUGCAACUCCUCCAGUUGCGUAUCAAAUUAACUGUCCACGAGCCAGACCGUCCUGGACCUGCUGAGCUUGGCUCU
Molecule: messenger RNA, 1165 nt
Organism: Gadus macrocephalus (Pacific cod)
Lineage: Eukaryota; Metazoa; Chordata; Actinopteri; Gadiformes; Gadidae
Exons: 6
Coding region: 21-1121 (366 amino acids)
Source: RefSeq, a predicted model, not a curated record